This is a messenger RNA of Equus quagga, 1827 nucleotides long. RefSeq names its product tRNA splicing endonuclease subunit 2 (gene TSEN2). The coding region runs from base 107 to 1507 and encodes 466 amino acids. Gene Ontology annotation, molecular function: tRNA-intron lyase activity; nucleic acid binding. Gene Ontology annotation, cellular component: tRNA-intron endonuclease complex. NCBI's taxonomy places the organism in Eukaryota, Metazoa, Chordata, Mammalia, Perissodactyla, Equidae. Gene Ontology annotation, biological process: tRNA-type intron splice site recognition and cleavage; tRNA splicing, via endonucleolytic cleavage and ligation. The transcript is spliced from 13 exons. The record is from RefSeq and is a predicted model, not a curated record.
CGGCGAGCACGUGGGCGCGUGGAAGGUUUGGCCGCCUUCACUGGCUGUUUCAGGCUUGAUCGCAUCCAGCGCAGUGUUCAGUGGGCUGAACAGUUACCCAUGAAAAAUGGCGGAAGCAGUUUUCCAUGCCCCAAAGAGGAAAAGAAGAGUAUAUGAGAAUUAUGAGUCUCCUUUGCCGAUCCCUUUUGGUCAGGACUGUGGUCCUAAGAAAGAAUUCAAGAUAUUCUGUGCUGAAAUGAUAAACAACAAUGUAAUUGUGAGGGGCGCAGAAGAUAUUGAGCAGCUGUACGGGAAAGGUUAUUUUGGAAAAGGUAUCCUGUCUAGAAGCCGUCCCAACUUCACAAUUUCAGAUCCUAAGCUGGUUGCUAAAUGGAAAGAUAUGAAGACAGACAUGCCUAUAAUCACGUCAAAGAAGUAUCAGCAUAGUAUAGAAUGGGCCACAAAGCUCAUGCAAAGACAAGGGCAGGACGAGAGUACAGUGCGUAGAAUCCUCGAGGAUUACACAAAACCGCUUGAGCAUCCCUGUAUAAAAAGGAAGGAAGAGGUUCCACUGCAGGAUGAGCUGAACUCUAAAAUGGUUUCCAAAGUGGAAGGCACAGCAGCUGGAGAGAAGGUUUCUGUGAUAAAUGGAGACCCGGGAAAGUCGACUGAUAUGGAGGAUCCCAGCUCGCAAUCACACUGCCUGCAGGAGAGCUCUGGGCGUGACCCACUGGCUGUCCGCAGCUCAGAUGAACACGUGGUAACAGGCCCUGCACCUCUGCCCCAAGUCCACUGCAGCAAACAGGAUGUUCCCCUCCCCCUGUGUGGCACUCAGCGUGACGACAGCAGCCAACACGGGGGACUCAUCUGUGACAGAGGGAAAGGACCUGAUCACGAGUACGUGCUCGUGGAGGAAGUCGUGUGUGAUGAGAGCGAGAGGGAGGAUGCCCCAAAUGAGCAAUUGGUGCAAAAAAAGAGGCUAAUAUGCAGAAGAAAUCCGUAUAGGAUCUUUGAGUAUUUGCAGCUCAGCCUAGAAGAGGCCUUCUUCCUCGUCUACGCUCUGGGAUGUCUAAGUAUUUACUAUGACAAGGAACCUUUAACGAUUGUGAAACUCUGGAAAGUUUUCACCGUAAUUCAGCCCACAUUCAGGACUACGUACAUGGCGUACCAUCACUUCCGAAGCAAGGGCUGGGUGCCCAAAGUGGGACUUAAGUACGGGACAGAUUUGUUGCUGUAUCGAAAAGGCCCUCCAUUUUACCACGCAAGUUACUCUGUCAUUGUUGAGUUGGUUGACGACCGUUUCGAGGGCCCUCUCCGCAGACCUUUCAGUUGGAAGUCACUGGCUGCCUUGAGCAGAGUUUCGGUUAACGUGUCCAAGGAACUUAUGCUGUGCUAUUUGAUUAAACCCUCUACCAUGACUGACAAAGAAAUGGAGUCACCAGAAUGUAUGAAAAGAAUUAAAGUUCAGGAGGUGAUUCUAAGCCGUUGGGUUUCUUCACGAGAGAGGAGUGACCAAGACGAACUUUAGCAAUUCAACCUCACAUUUCACCAACAAAUUCUUAGUGAGUCUCCUGCGAUAAACCAAGUUUAGGGCGAGGUAAAGAGUCCUUAUAUUGUAAUUGCCCAAUAAUUUAAAAGUUUUAAAGGGCCUCGUGCUCCCAGCACCAGAAAACUGUUAGUGUUUUAAAAGAUACAAUUACCAGCAGUGACUAAGGAGCCCCGAGGUUUGCAGGUUUGUUUUUCUGUCCUUCGGAUUCGAGGCCUCUGCUGCAAUCCGCCCGAUCCUCACUCCGGCCAAGAAACAUCCGAGCUUGAUCCCCCUCUUUAUCUUUCUUGGAGCCAGAGGUG